This is a messenger RNA of Truncatella angustata, 2013 nucleotides long. RefSeq lists its product as uncharacterized. Gene Ontology annotation, cellular component: SHREC complex; rDNA heterochromatin. Bases 1 to 2013 code for a protein of 670 amino acids. The transcript has 4 exons. Gene Ontology annotation, biological process: silent mating-type cassette heterochromatin formation. The record is from RefSeq and is a predicted model, not a curated record. Lineage: Eukaryota; Fungi; Ascomycota; Sordariomycetes; Amphisphaeriales; Sporocadaceae.
AUGAACACUGUCACUGCAUCAGGUGGGCAGCCUAAUGGCUCAAAGCUUGUGUUCGAAAUUGCCCUAGACCCGUCUUGUAGUGAUGGGAAGCAAUGGGCGGAAGAGCAAUGCAAGGGAGCGGAACGGCUCGAUCCAGACGCCUCUGAGUUUGAGAAACGCAAGUAUCAAGAGUAUUUGCUCAAGCUUGGUAGCCUCCUACGGAACGAGUUCAUGGUCCCGAAAGAUCGAGCAGCACGAGGUCGCAAUUAUAUCCUGAAGCAACUACCACAGCACUAUCAUAUUCGAAGAAAAGCCAGGUCCAAGGUUGAGAAAGACAAGAAGGAGAAGUACGACUUCUAUAUCUAUGGACAUCCUACUAGCGAUAGGAGCGGUAACCCUCGAAGUUACGCAUCGCCCAACGAGUUUUUUCAUCACCUUAUAUGGCUCAUUGGUGGUUCUGGCGAUACCGGCAAUUGUGCUUGCAAGCUAUGCAAUAAGAGCGCCAAGCACGAGCCGGAAUCACUAAAGGCUAGAAUUACUGCUGCAUCAGUGACCGUUCUGGCAAACACCCCUUCUGCUGCCCAGACUCCUCCGACUGCGGCGCCGUCCGGCACAUCACCUGCCUUGCAGGCGACUUCAAUGAGGAGGACUACAUCCACCUCAUCGGCAACGGCAAGACCGACUGCGGUUCAGAAACCAUCAGUUCAGUCGCUCGGAGCUCCUACCGUCUCUCAGCCGCAAGCAGUCCAGUCGCUUGGAGCUCCUGCUGUCUCUCAUACGCAAGCAGUUCAGUCGCUCGGAGCUCCUACUGUCCCUCAUACGCAAGCAGUUCAGUCGCUUGGAGCUCCUGCCGUCCCUCAUACGCAAGCAGUUCAGUCGCUCGGAGCUCCUGCCGUCCCUCAUACGCAAGCAGUUCAGUCGCUCGGAGCUCCUGCCAUUGCUCAGACACAAGCAGCAGCCGUAGCACCACAUCCGGCGGCACUUGCAGCUGCUUUUCCGGCAUCGUUCUCAUCUACGGCUCCCAGUCAGACUCAAGCACCUGCAUUGGUGGACGAGCCGGUCAUAUUUCGAGAAGGCGAGGUUGUGUGGUACAAACACAACAACGCCUGGAGGAUUGGUGUCGUUCUCAAGCUCGUCACCUCUGAUGAUACUCCUCAGACUCAAGCAAAGUGCCUUGUCAAGCCGUUGGCACAUGCAGCAUUGCAAAUUGAGUCUGUGCUGAAAGUUGAAACUGAUUUGAGACCGUUUCUAGCAUUCAGCGUUCCUCCAGUCAAUAUGAAAGAACUUCAGAACGUUAGAAUGAGCCAAGUAGAUUGGGCAAGGAUUCAAGCACAGUAUGCCGGAGCAGACCGCCAGAAACAAGAGAUAGUGGGUUUAGAGGCGUCUAAGAAAGCCGUUGUAGAAAUUGACAAGUCGUAUUCGACCUUCAACGCUUUCCCACUCAAUCCCGCAGAGCCGACAAAGCAAAGAGUUGGCGGGAUAUUCCUUGGCGCUGAGCGAAUUGCCAUCAACGAAGCUGUCCGGAUUCGAUUGGCACCAGAGGAAAUUGACGCCACGUGGAUCAAGGGCUUACCCAUUGUCAUGGUCGCACGAGACAUCUAUAUCACUUCGGACAGUCUACAUUUCUCGGGAGAUAUAUAUCGUCUCGAAGAGACUGCCAACCAGCAAUUGCCUUCCGAGCAAGGACAAUUGCCAGCCGCAAUGCUUCAAGAACAACAGUUCCGUAAUGCAGUCAACAAGCGCCCUGGGUCUCACUUCCGCUGGGUUCUAGUGCAGCAGAACAAAGACAAGCCCGAAGCAGUCAUCCGAGGCAGAUUCUACGAAAGCUCGAAACUCAUGCCGAUCCUCGAUCGGGAGCGUUUCCAGGCAGCCCUAAGCAGGGGUGUGGUAGAAGAUGCUGGCACUUAUCUGAACAAUCGGCUGGAUAGUGCUGGCAACUAUAUUGGUCGCUGCAAGAACCGCAUAGAGGCGCUGUCGACAUCGGUACCGGCAGGCUUCUCCUUGAGUCUUGGUCAAGGUAUUGUGGAGGACUAG